Messenger RNA from Acanthosepion pharaonis, 663 nucleotides. The record is from the annotation of a GenBank genome assembly. NCBI's taxonomy places the organism in Eukaryota, Metazoa, Mollusca, Cephalopoda, Sepiida, Sepiidae.
AUGGACGCCGGUCAAGUGUACUGGCCAAACGUGUUAGAUAACCAUGGUCCAUCUUUAGCGUAUUUUUUUCUUUCUAUCCGCUCUUGUGACCAUUUUCAUUUUUUCUUUUUUUAUUUCCAUUUCUUUCUAUUUUUUUUCUCUUUCUUUAAUUUAUCACAAUUUCAAAUAACAUAUUUGAUCUACUUUUUCUGUCUCUCUCUUUUUUCGUUUUCUUUGUUUAUCUUUAACAAGUUUUUCCUGCCAUUGGUUUUCCAUUUUGCUCUUUUUUUAAUAGAUCUUUUUCUUUCUUUUUUUUCAAUUUUUCUAUUCUUUUAUUUUUUUUCUUUCUCUUCCAUUGGUCUUUUCUUUUCUUUUUACCAGCUCUUUUUCUUCUUUUUUCUUUUCUUUUCUUUUCUUUACUUUUUUCUUCCUUUAUUCCAUUCUAUAUUAAGUUUGCAAUUUUUUUUAUUUCUUUUUGAUUCACAUGACUUUUCUCGUCCUUUCUUUCUCCCUCUCCUUCUCCCUUUCUUUAUUGUUUUCUCCAUUCUCUCUUCUGUUUUCCUCUUUUCGUUUUCAUUCUUCUGCCAUUUUCCCAUCAUUCUUUCUUUCCCCUCUUUUUCUUUCUUUAUUCUUUUCGAUUUUUUCCUCUGCUUUGAUUUUUUUCAUUUAUUUUUUAUUCUCUGA